Molecule: messenger RNA, 5169 nt
Organism: Penicillium odoratum
Lineage: Eukaryota; Fungi; Ascomycota; Eurotiomycetes; Eurotiales; Aspergillaceae
Exons: 2
Coding region: 1-5169 (1722 amino acids)
Source: RefSeq, a predicted model, not a curated record
AUGCGGGUUACACGCUCUUUUUUGGCCAGCACUUUGCUGCUAGCAAGUGUCUCAGCCACUGCUCUGGACGCUCGUGCUCAGGGUACUGGUGACGAUGAUUCCAAAAUCACCACCGUGACCAAGACCAAUUGGCAUACUGUGUCUGCGUGCCCCCGCACUACCGCUCUUUUGUCCUCUCCUACCUCCGGUCUUGUGGAAUCCAACCCGGGACAGUCUGGCGAUUUUGUCAACAAAUCUGGCAGUGAAUCGGGCUCUGGCUCUAAGUCGGGCUCUGGCUCUGAGUCAAGCUCUGGCAGUGAAUCGAGCUCUGGCUCUGAGUCGAGCUCUGGAUCGAGCUCGGGCUCGGGCUCAGGAAAGCAGUUUACUACUUCGACUGUCUAUGCCACUAAUAUCCAUACUGUCACUGCUUGUCCUUCUACUGUAAAGGAUUGCCCAGCCUCGGAAAAGACCACUUACUUGACCACCGAAACUGUCAUUGAUUAUACCACUGUCUGUCCCAUCACGGAGUCCGCCACCCGAACCGGUGCUGGUGCUGGUGCUGGGAGUGUCUCCGAUACUGGUGGAGCCGGGUCUACCCAGACCAUCACUGGCGCUGGGGGUGAAGAAUAUACUACUUCUACCGCCUAUACUACCAGUGUGCACACUGUGACCGCUUGUCCAUCUUCCGUCACCGACUGCCCGGCGUCUCAGAAAACAACAUAUGUGACUACGGAUACGAUCAUCGACUACACAACUAUCUGCCCCAUCACUGCCACUGCCACUUCUACUAGCUCCAGCGUUGGCCCUACCUCAACUGGUUCUGGCUCUGGUUCUGGCUCUGGCAGUGGUUCUGGCUCUGGUUCUGGUUCUAGCUCUGGCUCUGGCUCUGGAUCUGGUUCUGAGUCUGGCUCUGGCUCUGGUUCUAGCUCUGGUUCUAGCUCUGGCUCUGGCUCUGGUUCUGGUUCUGGCAGUGGUUCUGGCUCUGGUUCUGGAUCUGGUUCUGACUCUGGCUCUGGAUCUGGUUCUGGUUCUGGCAGUGGUUCUGGCUCUGGUUCUGGAUCUGGUUCUGACUCUGGCUCUGGAUCUGGUUCUGAGUCUGGCUCUGGCUCUGGUUCUAGCUCUGGUUCUAGCUCUGACUCUGGCUCUGGAUCUGGUUCUGAGUCUGGCUCUGGCUCUGGUUCUAGCUCUGGUUCUAGCUCUGGCUCUGGCUCUGGAUCUGGUUCUGAGUCUGGCUCUGGCUCUGGUUCUAGCUCUGGUUCUAGCUCUGGUUCUAGCUCUGGCUCUGGCUCUGGCUCUGGCAGUAUUACUCACUCCAAGUCACCUCAGCCUUCUUCAACUCCUUUGCAGACCUCUUCAGGCAAAUCCAGCUCGCCUUCUCAUAGCUCUGGGUCUGGAAACGGCAAUGGCAAGGGCUCUAGCUCUGGCGGUACCACUGACUCUAAGUCACCUCGACCUUCCUCAACUCCCCUACGAACCUCUGCUUCAAGCACACGCAGCUCGCCUUCUCAUGGCUCUGGUUCUAGCGCAGGCGUUUCAAGAAGUGCCACUCAGUCUAAGUCACCACAACCUUCGUCGACUCCCCUUCAGGCGUCUACUUCUGGUGCGCUUAUCUCCCCAUCUCGCUCUAUCAAGCCUACAAGCUCCACUCCUGCCAUCAAAACUAGUGCAUCUGCAUCGCCUUCUGCGACUAUUGAACCCUUGGCCUUGUAUGUUGAGCCCACUCAGUCAAAACGGAAACGUCAGACAUACAACACCGCUGUUUUGAUCGGUGGGGGUUCACUCACAGCCAGCUGUGCGAAUGCAGAUCGUUUCUAUCUCACUGGGGGACAUCUCUAUGAUGGAAAUCUGCUGGUUUCUGCGGUCAGAAAUGCAUCCAGUGCAUCAUUUGUGGGAAGCAGUCACCCAGGCCCUGUUCGAGGCACUUUCUCUAUUGUAGAUAACAUCCUCUCCUGGUCAAAUCCCGGGUUCACCAAUGGUGAAGCCUCGUUCUGCGUCUCUGGAAACACUGUCCUAGCUGUUUUCAGCGGAGAUCUGCCCACCGGAUGUGCCCCUGUUACUAUUGCUGCCGUCAGUUACUCCCAGCUGUGUUCCGGAGGCAGUGCGUCGACCAGUCUGAGCCCUAUCAGCUCACCUACGCCCUCUUCCACCGCCCUUCCUAAGUGCUCUGCCAAGUCUGACCCAGAGCUUAGCACCAAGGUCCUACCCGCUCUUGAUCCCAGCGUCGAUGGAUCCUCCCUCCUCAACCUGUCUCCCUCGAUGUAUGCUACUCUCUACUAUGCCAGCCCCAGCGGUUCCACCAUUCUCCAGGUCACCUAUAAUAUGCUCUAUCCCCAAGUGACCCUGGAGAAUUCGUACAAGAUCGCCACCGUGAUCUGCUCCGGCAACGAUUUGACGGUCACGGUAACCACUGCUGCCGCUUUCAACAUUGUCAGCCAGUGGCCCACAAAGAACUUCAUCCUCAUCACCAACUCCGGCAGCUGCAACUCAGCCUCACAGAGGGGUGUCUACAUGGUCAACUCAUACAGAACUGACGAAUCCAGCCUCACGAUUACACUUGGUGUCACCACUAAGGUCUGGGCCGAUGUAUCAGACACCAUGGAGGUCGCCUAUGGUAGCGGGCGCGUGAAUUCCACCAGCGUGUCGUACACUCCCUCGUGCACGGCAUCUUAUGCUGCAGCCAGCAGCACUCCGUCUGCAAGCUCUGGUUCCGUCAGCUAUGAAAACCUGACACCCGAGGAGAAAAAAAUUGUCGCCUACCUGACACAGAACAAUACAUACGAUGACAAUGGUAACAUUGCAGUCACUGUGCCCGCUAUCAUCGCCAAUGCUACAACCUCCAUUUAUAACCCCGACUCCAACUCCACACAGCAAGCAGCACUUGAAGAUGCUCUGCAAAACGCGGGUCUCCCAUCUGCAGAUACAAUGUGGAACAAGACUGCUAGCGAUCUCGCGGGUCACUGUUCUAACGGGGCCUACGUUCCCGCGACAACUGUCUACACCAAACGUGCACCAAAGUCACCCCGGUCCCAUCCCACUAGCCCGCUUAGCCGUCAUCAUCGGUCUAUGCUUGUCAAGCGCUCUGGACUCAAUGACGAGUCGUGGUGGAAAGACCUUUGGGACUUCGAGUGCAGCGAUCUUGUGGGGGACAUUCUUGAUGCCUUGGACGAGGAGCUGGGGGCUAUGGCAGAGCUUAUCUGCGACAUGAGGGAACUAUACGAUGAUGUCUCGGAGGCCUACGCCAAUCGUAACGCUAUUGAGUGUACCUGGACGGGUUGCUAUCUCGAUGUAGUGGUUGCAACCUAUUGGAACUUCACCUAUACCGCGAGCGUGGGAGCCUCGCUCCCAGCACAGCCACUGGAGUACUCUUCAGUUGGUACUCUGAGCUGCGUGGACUGCGGUAUAACUAUCUCCAAUCUUGAAUUCGUGGGAAGUGUCAUGAUUGCCACCUCGACAGGUAAGGUCAUGAGCGCCUUUAUGACGCCUUCCAUGAGCUGGACUGCAAACCUUGUCAUGGGUCUCGAAACUACGGACGCUUGGUCCGGAGAGUGGACGUAUAAUUUCGACACCAUCAAUUUCGAUAAGCCCAUAUCAGUCCCUGGAGAGUUUACUAUCACUCCGUCUGUAAUGUACAGUCUGGGAGUUCAAUGGUCUACUACUGCUGCUGUUGAUUUCACCGCGGGCGCUUCAAUCAGCGUGAAUGAUGGCACGCUCAACCUGGACUUAGCCAACAAUGUUGCAUCCGAAGCUGCCAAUUGGUCUCCGACGGUGGAUUAUACUUACCCUGUCUUCUCUAGCUCUGCAGACGUGUCGUUCUUGCCCAUCUUGAGAACAUCGUUCGCUAUCGCAGUGGUCGUCGAAAACGCAAACUAUGGUCAGCAGCCCGUGUAUAUCAACUCUGACACAGCCAUUGGGUUCAAUGCUGCCCUCGUUGUUGACGAUGGGGAAUACUGUGAUGCUGGUCAGCUCGAGAUGACUUCCUACUCUAAUACAAACAAUGAGCUCCUCUUCACCGGUGGCUCCACCACUGUUCUCUCUCAGUCUGGGGAUGUGUCGGGUCAGACCAAGUGCUUCAAUGUACCCAACGAAAUCCCUACUACCGACGAGGUCAACUCGCUUCGCAGCGUUGGUGGUGCCUUCUGUACCUCAUACCUCGGCUACGUGGCUCCCACCUCCGUGGCAUACGGUGUUACAACACGAACCGGACUCUCGACUGCGCAGACCACCGUGCCAACGGUUAUCUUGACCACUUCCACUGUCUACGAGUACCCCACCGUCACCAGUGUGUUCACGCAGACAACCACGGUCGAUUCUACCUCUUAUGUAACUGUCUCCGGCUCCCAAUCUCUCGGUGAUUCGUACAUGAAGAAACGAGCCCUUGCAACCGACUCCCCUAUCAAGAAGCGCUCCGCCUCUCAUGGCAAUAAGAAUGCCGCUCCUCAGCCCACCAAGGCUGCUUCAAUCGCCAAGCGUAUUGUCUCCGAGCCGGCUAUGAUUUCGACCUGGGACUCAAGCAAGAUUUCCCUCGCCUGUUCCCAGGUCGCCACUGGCACGACUACAACAACUUUCUACACUUCUACCGCUACUGCCUACUCCGGCACCGUCACAAAUACUGUCUACAGCACUAUUGACGCUCUCGGACGUCUUCAAACUGAGACAUUCUCUCGGGUCGUGAUCUCCCAAACUGCCACCACCGUCACCGGCGCUCAGGUGGCUACAGCCACCACUGCAGCCAGCUGCCCUCUCCAAACCCAGGUUUCCUGUUUUACUAUCACUGCUACUGGUCCCGAUCAUAUCGAAGGUAAGCAGCUCUACCUGUCCAGCAACAACUCCGCCCCCGUCUGGGGUGGCUGGGGCGCCGGGUACGAGAUUGGUACCUUCUACCUGACAUGCGCGGGUGAUUUGGUCUCGCUCCCCUCCAUGAAUGUCCUUGUUUCUGCGGAAGAUAUGUGGGUGGAGUUUGACAGCUUCUCGUCUGCAACCUCCAAGCAAAGCUGUUCGAAGGAUACUUCAUCUGGUAUUCUCAGCUGCGGGAGUGGAUGGUAUGCCACCACACCUGUGGCGCUCCGCUAUACCGAUUUUCGUGCAUACAGUGGAGAUUGGCAGCCUGUUUGGAAUGAUGGAACGAAUGAGGAUACUUUGACGCCUGUUGUGUUGACUUAUACUACUGUGGAUUGCCCCUGUCAGUAUUAG